Cuscuta epithymum is the source of this 2590-nucleotide messenger RNA. Lineage: Eukaryota; Viridiplantae; Streptophyta; Magnoliopsida; Solanales; Convolvulaceae. The record is from the annotation of a GenBank genome assembly.
CGCUGCCCAUUAAAUGUUGAUUCCGUUAAAAUAGGUAAGGAAAUAAUAUGACUCCACGUCUCUUAACCUCUCUCUGUAUAUCGACGGCGGUAUUCUUGGUCUCAAGCACCACAUCGUUCAAUCGUCCUUGUACUCGGAUUUCAUGGAGUUUCUUUGCCCUUCAUCGAACAUACGCGUGAUGAUCAAGGUACAUGGGGAAUGGGAUAGUAACCUUCAGUUUCAUAGUUUAUGUUCAAUUCCCAUUGAUAUUCCGUUAUCAUGUUCAUUUCACGAUUUCUGCAACAUUUUAAACGGUACAUUGGGUUUGAAGUACAUGGAGGAACAUAUUAGGAUUUCAUACGUCUUUGAGCUUUGUCCUCCCCCUGUUGUUAUUAAUGAUGAUGCGAGCCUGAUGUUCUAUUUGCAAAUGAAGUUCAUUCAAUCUGACGUGAAUAAACUUCCUUUGUGCAUUGAGGUUCUGCAACCAGUUCAAGGCGGAAUUGUGAAUGAGGUGUCAAAUGAUGGUACAACUGCGGUUUGUGAUGAUGGACAUUUGGAAGUCAUCAAUGAAACUGAACCUGUAGUCGGACCAAACGAAACAACAACCUUCGCCGGUGAUAUUGUAGUUCAUGACUCCGGCAUUGAAUGCAGUGACCUGAGCCCUUUGUCAUUUGGGGAUAAUGUGUUAAAUGAUGAUUCGCCAAGCUCAUUUGAAGUUCCUCUCCCGUCUUUUGUGUCCCACUUUGACCCUACUCGUCUUGCUGUCGACGCUAUAUAUGAAAGCAAGAAGGAUUUUGAUUUUAAUUUGAAGAUGUUUGCAAUCACCAAUUUUUUUCAAUACCGAACAUUGUCAUCAUCUCCAAAAGUUUUGCAUGUUAUUUGUGUGUAUCCAGAGUGCAAAUGGGCUGCUCGUGCUGUCCGUGUUGAUGAAAGUGGCCUGUUUCAAGUGCGAAGAUUUGAUAACAAGCACACAUGUCCCAUCGAUGUUAGACAAGCUAAUAGUCGUCAGGCAUCUGCAUCUCUUAUUGCCGAACUCAUUAAACAUGAAUUUGAUGACGUGGCAAAAAAAGUUUACACACCCCAUACAAUUAUGGCAGACAUGCAAAGAAUUCAUGGAAUCGUGAUGUCUUAUAAAAAAGCUUGGCAUGCAAGGGAAAUUGCAAUUCGAUUGGCUCGGGGAUCAGAAAAGGACUCUUACAAGAGGCUACCAUCUUUGUGCCAUAUGCUGGACCAAGCAAACACAGGUUCUAUCGUCACACAUUCUUCCAAUUCAAAUGGAGAAUUUGAGUUUUUUUUUAUGUCUCUUGCGCCAUGGAGGGCUGGAUGGGAACAUUGCAUUCCAGUAAUCAUUGUUGACGGUUCUUUUAUGAAGUCAUAUUAUAAGGGAACACUACUAACAGCAUGCACUCAAGAUGCGAAUAAGCAAAUUUUUCCACUUGCAUUUGCUAUUUGUAGUGUUGAAAAUACGGUGAAUUGGACAUGGUUUUUUAAUAUGUUGAAAAAGUCUCUUACACAUAGGGAAGACUUAUAUGUCGUGUCAGAUCGCCAUGAGGGAAUCUUAAAUGCUGUGCAUUCCGUCUUUCCACAUGCGGAACAUGGUUUUUGUGUUUACCAUAUUUUAGGCAAUAUAAAAUCCAAAUUUCGUGGAUCUCCACGUUUGGUGUCUUGGAAAUUUUUACAGGCAGCCCGGGCUGGUUCGGUGUACGAAUGUGAAGAGUACCUAUCCAUGCUUGAUUACGAUGACCCGGAAAUUCGAAGAUACUUGGAGCGAAUUGGUCAUGACAAGUGGUCUCGUGCAUACGCUAGCCGCAAUAGAUAUUCAGUCAUGAUGUCCAAUAAUGCAGAGUCUUUGAAUGCUGUUGUUGUCACUGCUCGUGAGUAUCCCAUUUGCAAGUUGAUAGAAUUUAUUGUCGGCACAAUGCAGAAAUGGUUUUGUGAUCGUAGAGAAGCUGCUGCAGCCAAUGAAUCUCGGUUAUCUGCCCAUUUUGAAUCCCAGUUGAUACUGUCUCAAGCUAAUGCAGCUGUAAUGCAGGUUCGCCCAUCAUGCAAUUUUGAGUUUGAGGUUUUUGACAGAAAAGGAAGAAUAUAUGUUGUCAAUUUAAGAGCAGGAACUUGUACUUGUCGUGAAUUCCAGCUAGAUGGCUUCAUAUGUGUUCACGCUGUUGCUGCAAUACGAUCUCGCCCUGGUCUUUCUUGUUACGAUUAUAUUCCUCAGUAUUACACUAAUCAUAAAUGGGUUGCAGCAUACGACGGCAUUAUUCAUCCAAUUGGUAGUCCUGACGGUUGGGUUGUUCCUCGUCAUGUAUCUGAAACCAUUUGUAAUCCUCCAUCAUGUUCCAAGCGCCCCCCUGGAAGACCUAAGAAGAGACGAAUACCAUCCAUUGGUGAACAUGUGAGGAAACAAAAGUGUACUCGUUGCUUGACAGUUGGUCACAACAAAAAGACAUGCAGAAACCCCAUUCCGCGUUGCUAAUGUUUCAUUUUUAAAACAUUUUUUUACUUUAUUAUGUUAUUGACUAUUAUUUUUUACACUCAUGUUUGUCUGACAUUAGAGUAUUGUCUUUUUAUUUAAAAGCUUUGGAAGCAUUAUGGUAUUAUUACAUUCAUUUAU